Messenger RNA from Mitosporidium daphniae, 678 nucleotides. RefSeq names its product spliceosomal protein. Gene Ontology annotation, molecular function: RNA binding. Gene Ontology annotation, biological process: positive regulation of mRNA splicing, via spliceosome. NCBI's taxonomy places the organism in Eukaryota, Fungi, Microsporidia. Bases 1 to 678 code for a protein of 225 amino acids. The record is from RefSeq and is a predicted model, not a curated record. The transcript has 2 exons. Gene Ontology annotation, cellular component: U12-type spliceosomal complex; nucleolus.
AUGAGCUCUGACCCAAACACGUACCUGGGUCUCGGUGCAGAGGGCAACCAAGUAACCGAAUCCCUGUUGUGGGAAUUGUUUGCCCAGGCUGCACCUGUGACCAGUGUAAAGCUGCCAAAGGAUAGAGUUUCGCAGACACAUCAAUCCUUUGGAUUUGUCGAGUUUGAGUGCGAAGAAGAUGCAGAUUAUGCAAUUCGUAUAAUGAACAUGAUCAAGCUCUAUGGGCGUUCAAUUCGUGUUAACAAGGCAUCUGCCGACAAAAGGAACCUGGACGUCGGUGCGAACCUUUUUGUUGGCAAUCUCGAUUCAGAGGUUGACGAGAAAAUGCUUUAUGAUACCUUUUCCUCUUUUGGAAAUGUCCUCUCUGCAAACGUGGCCAGGGAGCCGGAUUCGAAUGCGAGCAGAGGGUUUGGAUUCAUCUCGUUUGAUACCUUCGAGGCAUCCGACCUGGCCCUUCAAACCAUGAACCAUCAGUUUUUGUGCAACAAGCCCCUGUCAAUUAGCUAUGCUUUUAAGAAGGACUCUCCUGGCGAGAGGCAUGGAUCUCCUGCCGGUAAGUUUAUGCUAGCUUAUGUUCAGAACGGUUGCUGGCUGCCCAGGCGCGGAAGAACGCAGUCAGCCUGCCUCAGCGUGUAUCUGCGGAUGGAAAUGUUAUUUAGUCACCAGAGUAGCUUGUAA